CGCUCGCGGCUGCCGCUGUCAGUUGGCGAGUGCGCGCUGGCGGGGGCGGGGGGACAGACGGUCGGGCGGUCCGAGUGCCGCGGCCAUGGCGGCUCCCUUGGCGCAGUUCGACGAGGACUGGCAGGAUUUCUACGAGUUCAAGGCGCCCUCGGGUAGUUUCAAACUGGACCAGGUCAACUCCAACGGCGUCGCGGCCCCGGCUGGCGGCACUGGGACGCUGGAGCAAAGCCUGGAAGAUUUCUCCGAGCUCGACAACUUCUCCGGCGAGAUCGUCAGCUUCAAGUCGAUGGAGGACCUGGUCAAUGACUUCGACGAGAAGCUAACCGUGUGUUUCCGGAACUACAACACCAACACAGAGAACAUUGCACCGGUCAAGCCUAUUUCCGAGGAGAACAUCAUGAGAGACGACGAGAUUUGGAAUGCAUUGACUGAUAACUAUGGUAAUGUAAUGGCCGUGGACUGGAAGACAUCCCAUACCCGUGCUUUGCACCUGCCAACACUGAAUCUGUCAGAAAAGGUGAUGAACGAUAACCUUAACCUUGAUCUUUCUGAUGAUGAGGAACUACGGGAUCAGCUAGACAUGCAUUCCAUUAUCGUCUCCUGUAUAAAUGAUGAACCACUCUUCACAGCUGAACAGGUAAUUGAGGAAAUAGAAGAGAUGAUGCAAGAAUCUCCUGAUCCUGAAGAAGAUGAUACACCCACUCAGUCUGACAGACUUUCCAUACUUUCCCAGGAAAUUCAAACACUCAAGAGAUCUAACACCAGCAACAGUUAUGAAGAACAUUUUGAAAAUCUCCUGAAGAAAGACCUGGAUAGCAUCACAUGCUUCUCAUGUCUGUCCUUUAUUUCCGGAGCAUAUGCAAGUGUGAAGCGAUUGCCUAUGGCUGAAUUAAAUGAGCUUUUGGAGGAGAUUGAGAGUGCAAUCAAAGACUAUUCAGAGGAGCUGAUUCAGCAGCUAGCUUUACGUGAUGAGCUGGAGUUUGAAAAAGAGGUGAAAAACAGCUUCAUUUCCAUACUCAUUGAGGUUCAAAACAAACAGAAAGAGCACAGGGAGACCAUGAAGAAAAAGAAGAAACAGAAGAACGGAAGCCCACAAAAUGGAAAGCAAGACAAAGGUCACAUGCCAGGAACGUAUUUGACCACAGUCAUUCCUUAUGAGAAGAAGGCUGGACCCCCAUCUGUAGAAGAUCUUCAAAUUUUAACAAAAAUUCUCCAGGCAAUGAAGGAAGAUAGUGAAAGAGUGCCAACCUUGUUAACAGAUUACAUUCUUAAAGUGCUCUGCCCAACUUAAAACCAGCAACUCGCCUUCACAUCGGACAGGCUUCAAGAUCUCACUCUGCUAGCUCCUGUGAAGAAGGAAAUACGUUUUUUUACCCAGAGGUUCUUGUGAACUAAUCUCCCUUCUUGAGCAUUUUGCUUAGCUUUUCUUCAUUUUAUCUAACUUGUCCAUGGAGAAGUAGUCCAAUGAGAGAAGAUUUCCACAUUCCCACCCCACCAAACCUCUUUACCCAUUUAACAAACAGUGUUAGGCAAGCUAGUUGCAGGUACAAAUAUUAGCACCGUGCCCCAACUGCUGUUUUUAUUAGAGCAUAGAACAAAAGAAUGCCUGUACACUUUUAAACGAGUAUUGUAUUAGCAGUGUAAUAUCUAUUUUUACAAUGUGCAGAAUCCAGAAGUUAACUUUUUAUCAUUAAUGAAACUGUUCAAGAAACAGUGGAUGUAAAUAGGCUUGAGUUUUAACCAAUCCAUAAAGCAGCAAAUCUGUACCUCUAUUAUUUAUUCCAAUUCUGCUACUUUUUAAAAAGGGAACAAAUGGUUUAACUGCACCACUGAGGCAUCUUCCCCCCACCCCCACCCCUGAGAUUGUGUCUCCUUUAAUACAAUGCUCACUUUUUUGGGGUGUUAAAUGAGUGCAAGGUUUGAAAAUAUAAAUCGUUGUGUUGCAUUUGAUUAUAAAUCAAAAAGAAUUCUGUAAAUUUGUGUGAUCUGUUUCUGAAUAUUCUCCCAUAGUGUUUAGAUUUAAUAAUGAGGUAUUUGUUGGUAAUAAUGGAAGAGUUAGUCUGCCAACAACAUUGCUUCUUCCAUCUCAUAACUUGUUAGAUUGAGAAAUACUAAUGCUUAUUAAAGAAUUUCUGGCAUUGUUCUGCAUAAACUGAAAUGGACUGGUCUUCCUGUCUGUUCCUUUCAAAAUUCACGUGUAUUUAUGUUAUUUUAUGGAAAAAGAAAAUCUCCCCAUGGAUCACUUUGAAAGUUAAUUUUUAUUUGAGGUGAAGACAUGAUUACUUCAAUGAGUGUAAACUGAAAGCUGAAGGAUCAAGACUGAGUCUUAAAUUCAAUUGAGUAUUAAUAUGCAGCAUCAAGAUCACUUUUGUCCAGAAAAAGGAAGUUGACUGAAUUUGCAAAAUAAUGUUGACUUCAUCAGGAUACUAAUCAGUAUAAACUGGGCCCAAUGAGCAGGAUUCUGUUCAAUGGGCUGUAUUGUAGAAUGUUUUGUACUUAUUCUAUGUCUCAAUUGAUUUAAUGUACUUUUCUGGUUUAUGCUAAUCAUGUGCAAUCAAUGUUAAUAGGUUCAUUAUUAGCAGUCUAGUUAAAUUAUAUAUUUCUUAAUGGUGGACAUAGGAGAAUAUUAUUGUGUAGGUGCUUAGCCCAUGUAUAAAUUAAUGGCAGCAUGCUGAUCGUGUUUGUAAACUGAGUAUGUACCUAGAAUUCAUUUGAGAUACAAUAGAGAUAAUUUUAAUGUUUCAUUUGUCCUUCUUGUCUCUUACUGCCAAGAUUAUCAACAAAAGCAGUACUAAAAUCUCCAAACAUGAGGGGGAAACCAGUUCAACUAUAUUGAACUCCACUGCAUGCAGCAGUUUUGUGAUGAGAACAUAUUGGUACAGUUGCUAACAUUUUUGGCUAAAAGCUUCAGUGAAUUAGCUGCUGCAUGCAGUGAAGAGCCACAUCAUGGCACUGUACCAUCACCAGAUUUACAGAAAUGGAUGGACAUGGAAUGAAGCACAGGAGGCAGAACUGGCAAAUGCACGUCAUUAUGGUUGCAUGAGCAAUUUUUGGAACUAUGCUGAAACAUGGCGCCUUCUAACAUUAUCUGCAGAUUCUGUUGAACCAAGCAUGCCUGUGUGUACACAUCAGUGUUGUAGUAAUACUCUUGUAACUUCGUAUUGUUUUAUUAGCUGGGAAAUAACUGUCUGUAACAUGAGAAUUUUUUUCUAAUUUUAAUGUAGCACAUUGGUCUUUUUAAGUGGUGAUAGUUUAAAUUUGUUUAUCCUAUAUCUUUGACAGUUGGUGAAGUUUGUGGCAGUAAUUUUAUUUCAUAAUGGAACCAUUUGAGAACAAAUAAAAACUCAAUUUACACAUUU
This is a messenger RNA of Hypanus sabinus (Atlantic stingray), 3359 nucleotides long. It is a transcript of the gene fez2b, whose product is annotated as fasciculation and elongation protein zeta 2b. Gene Ontology annotation, cellular component: cytoplasm; axon. The record is from RefSeq and is a predicted model, not a curated record. NCBI's taxonomy places the organism in Eukaryota, Metazoa, Chordata, Chondrichthyes, Myliobatiformes, Dasyatidae. The transcript is spliced from 9 exons. Bases 86 to 1291 code for a protein of 401 amino acids.